Messenger RNA from Hemicordylus capensis (graceful crag lizard), 3442 nucleotides. It is a transcript of the gene ANGPTL2, whose product is annotated as angiopoietin like 2. The transcript has 5 exons. NCBI's taxonomy places the organism in Eukaryota, Metazoa, Chordata, Lepidosauria, Squamata, Cordylidae. Bases 622 to 2085 code for a protein of 487 amino acids. The record is from RefSeq and is a predicted model, not a curated record.
UCUUGCUGGUGGAUCCCUGGCUUGCCCUUGUGGGAGGGGGGAAGCCGAGCUUACCCAACCAGAACUUGUCUGCUUACCGCAUGCUUGAUUAUCUUUUUUCCCCCUCCUACUGCAUGUAAAUCCACCACAAAGGAGCUGAAGUUCAAAUAGGGCUGUUUUAGCCUCGCUUGAAAUGAUGGAUUCACAGCUUUAGAACUGAAACGCAGGCCAGCCGGAGUUCCUGAAAAGCAAGUCACUGCUGCAGCCUAUUGUCCCUCUGUGUCUAUAGCAUGGGGACCGACCGCUUUGAUUCAGCAAUCAAGUUAAAGAGACGAGGGCUUAAACAAUAAGGAAAUAACAGGGCGGCAAUAGCCUUCUUAUGUUGUUAGCCUUCCCAGCACAGUGCCAAAUGCAUGAACCUUUUCAUGCAAUACCAUCUAGGUAGUCCUUCACAGAUGAAGAUAUUUAUUUUGGUGCAAGCAGUGAUGGCACUAUUCCUGUGGAUGAGCCAGUCAGUAAAUCUUUGAUUUAAGAAAAGAAAAGAAAAGAGAAGAAAAGGAAAAGGAAAGCUUGAAGAAAGAAGCUCAAAGGAAAUAGGAUCAAAAAGUUCAUUUGUACAAAACAAUUCCACGAUAAAGGACCAUGAAGGCAGCGGUUUGCUUGUUGCUAAUGGUAGGUGUGGGAAUACGUGUCAGCAAGACCAAAGAUGUCGAAGACAGCAAUGAAGGAGAGGAGCAAGAGUUCAUAUACACAAACAGGUAUAAGCGCUCAAGUGACACGCCGGACAAGUGCACCUACACCUUCAUUGUACCUCAGCAGAAAGUGACAGGUGCCAUUUGUGUUAAUUCGAAAGAACCUGAGGUGGUACUUGAAAACAGGGUAAAUAAGCAGGAGAUAGAGCUGCUGAACAAUGAACUGCUCAAGCAAAAGAGGCAAAUAGAAAGCCUUCAGCAGUUAGUGGAAGUAGAUGGUGGAAUCGUGAAUGAGGUGAAGCUCUUACGAAAGGAGAGCCGCAACAUGAACUCGCGGGUCACGCAACUGUACAUGCAGCUGCUGCACGAAAUCAUCCGAAAGCGGGACAAUGCUUUAGAACUCUCCCAGUUGGAAAACAAGAUCCUGAAUCAAACUGCUGACAUGUUGCAGCUUGCAAACAAAUACAAAGACCUGGAGCACAAGUAUCAGCACUUGAUAUCCAUUGCCAAUAACCAAUCGAUAAUUAUUGCACAACUGGAAGAGCACUGCCAAAGAACGCCGUCCAUUAAACCCAUUCCUCAGCCUCCACUGCCACCAAACAGAGUGUACCAGCCUCCCACUUACAAUCGUAUUAACCAAAUAUCUACCAAUGAGAUUCAGAGUGACCAAAAUCUAAAGAUUCUGCCACCUACUCUCCCAACAAUGCCGCCAGUUACCAGCAUCCCAACUUCCACUGACAAACCAUCAGGUCCUUGGAGAGACUGCCUGCAGGCUUUAGAAGACGGCCACGACACCAGUUCCAUCUACCUUGUGAAACCCGAGAAUACAAACCGGCUGAUGCAGGUCUGGUGCGACCAGCGACACGAUCCUGGUGGCUGGACUGUCAUCCAGAGACGGCUGGAUGGAUCUGUCAACUUUUUUAGGAAUUGGGAGACUUACAAGCAAGGGUUUGGUAACAUAGAUGGAGAGUACUGGCUAGGCUUAGAAAAUAUUUAUUGGCUGACCAGUCAAGGCAAUUACAAACUGCUGAUCACCAUGGAAGACUGGUCAGGCCGUAAAGUGUUUGCUGAAUACGCCAGUUUCCGAGUGGAGUCGGAAAAAGAGUACUACAAGCUGCGACUGGGCCGAUACAAUGGCAACGCUGGAGACUCCUUCACGUGGCACAACGGGAAGCAAUUUACUACACUGGACAGAGACCAUGAUGUAUAUACAGGAAACUGCGCUCACUACCAGAAAGGGGGAUGGUGGUACAAUGCGUGUGCACACUCCAACCUCAAUGGCGUUUGGUACCGGGGAGGACACUACCGGAGUCGAUACCAAGAUGGUGUCUACUGGGCCGAGUUCAGGGGAGGUUCAUAUUCACUGAAGAAAGUUGUCAUGAUGAUCAGACCUAAUCCCAACACAUUCCACUGAACAAAAUUCUUUUCCUCAUGCCUUUAGUAUGAGAUGUAGAAUACAAAGGCAGCAACAAUUUUAUGUGCUAUCCAGAACACAUCUUCUCAGCAGCAAAGACUGUAAUAUAUUGUACAUUGACUGCUCUUCAUCGGAGGACUUGUAUAUUGUAUUGUACCUUUCAAGAAUUGUUUCAGAACCAAAACGUCAAGGAACAUUUCAGACCAUCACUCCUUGCACCAAAAGAAUUUUUUCCUCUCUUUUUUUAAAUUAAAAAAAAGAGUUAUCAGGUAAGACGGACUGUAGAUAAAUUGAGAUGCUAAGAAUACUGCCAUGUCCAUCAAAAUACUUUUGUAUGUUAUAUAUAUUCUCAAAUACUGGACAUAUUAAAAACUGUACAGCAAGACUUUUUUUUAAAACAAAAAAUUAAAUGUUUUGACACAGGAAACUAUAUCCUCUGAAAAUAUGUAGCCAGUACAGGUACCAUGCCAUGUUAGUGUGAUUGUUCCUAAUUUAAUAAUCUUUGUUAGAUGUCGGGAAUGCUUAGUGUCUGCUUUAAAGGGUCUACACAUGCCCAGCACAAACAGAGCCCCAAAAUGUUCUCUGAUCACAAGGCACUAUUAGAAUGACAAACAAAUAGUUUUCUAUAGAACACACAAAACAAUCCAGGUUGUCAUCCUCACUCUUAUUUGCAUCUGUUACGACAGUGGCCAUUCUCCAUAAACAACGUAAGUAUAUUUCUCAUAAUCAAAAGCAGUAUUGACUUUCUUCCAACCAAAUGCCCAGACAUUUUAGAUAGAGUUUAUUCAUUCAUUAUAUAUUUUAUAGCCAACAUGAAUACUUUUGUUAUGCAAGUUACACUUACAGUCUCCAAGCUAUUUUGUACCUUCAGAGUCAUUACCUGCUCUGCCAUCACUGUAACAACAAAAAGAGCUAUCCAACUUUGCAGGCAAAUGAUGGAUAUAGAUAUAUAACCUAUUUAAAUGCUUUUAGCCACAAGUUUUGUGAUCUUUGGAAGAGACUAGUAAUCUGGAACUAUAUUUGCCAUAUUUCAUUAUUAUUGCCAAAUAUCCAUAUUAGAAGAGAAUUGUGUGACCAUAUUUAUAAAGUCCAUUGUAGAAAAUUGAAUUCUGGUAUUCUGCUGAGGUAGGUUUCCAGAAUAGACGAUUUUAGCACAUUUUUCAUUAUAGGAACGGUGAAAACUAAACAAUGUUUAAACUCUCAUUACCUCAUUAUUUCUUUCCUAAUGUACAAUGUGCGUUAAAGAUCUGAUGUCUGAUGUAGCAAGUCUUGUACAUAAAUGAAAAGUAGGGAUUUUAAUAUAUUAUCAGAUUAUCCUUGUAAUAAUGCAAAUGUGUAAUAAAAGCAAGAAAUGCUA